GCCACAGCUCCGAGUAUUCGUUCCUAUGUCCCCAGCAUUCUCCUCUCGUCUCAAAAUGUCGUGACAUUAUUUCGUAAUUUUGUCUCGCUUGUUACAUUUCAAAAAUAUGAGGGGGAUUUUAAACAAACUUCAGCUACCGUUUGCGUUUUUGUUUCUGCUGCAUUAUUCGGAUGUUUUGAGGCUUUCGUCUGCACAAGAGAAUGACAAUGCAGAGGACACGUCCGACUUGGAGAACAGCCCCAAGUUUGUGGAGUCUGGAGACCUGGAAUCUUUGCCGAAAAGGCAGUUCAAGACGGCUGAAAUUGCAGAUGCUGUGAUGGGCACUGAAACUCCCAUCAACCCAUCUGAAAUCGAGUCCCUCUUCCCCAAAAAUGUGAAAGACUUUCAGUCAGGCUUCUCCCUACCCUGUGAUGACAGCAGUCCCCAGUGUGGAUCACCUGCUCCAGCGGAGAAUGGAGCGUCGCAGGAGGAGAACGACGCUGAUUCUUCGCAGCAGCUCACGCUUGACAUAGUGCAUGCGGAGGUCAUGGCAGCUGAGGAGCACAACACCACAGAGACCGCCAAGACGUACAAGGUCAACUGUGAUAGGAGGAACACCACAGGAAUGGAGAACUUCUCCGUGCAGGUCCUCAAUGCAUCACAGGAUCUAAUGGAGUUCCUCAAUGCUAACAGCACCGAGUGCUCUGUGGUGCUGUUCUUCACCACCUGGUGCCAGUUCUCAGCCAAUCUGGCACCUCACUUCAAUGCCCUACCUCGGGUCUUUCCCAGCAUGCAUUUCUUGGCACUGGAUGCCUCGCAGCACAGCAGCCUCUCCACGAGGUUUGGGACCGUGGCAGUGCCCAACAUCCUGUUGUUCCAGGGGGCGAAACCCAUGGCUCGCUUCAAUCACACUGACAGAACACUGGAGACGCUCACCUCGUUCAUCGUGAACCAGACAGGGUUUGAAGCUGGCCCCGACAGAAAUGUGACAGAUGCAGACCGCCUCGGUCCCCUUCCUAGCGUUCCCGUGAAGAGCAUCGACUGGCUGCUGGUCUUCUCCAUCCUCUUCAUCACAGGCUUCACACUGUACGCCAUCCUGCGGACUGACAGCAUACGCUGGCUCAUACCUGGACAGGAGCAUGAGCAUCAGGAGUGAAAGCUCCCAGACUGCUCGCCAAGAAGGAUGUAAACAUUCUUUGAUAAACAGUUUAGUUUAUUAAAAUGGCUAAUGUGCUUAUGUUUGAAAUGUUUGGAUGAAACUAAGUAUUUGAGCUCUUGUGAUUGAAAAUAAACAUGAUAAAGGUUUGGAGUGAAGGUAA
This is a messenger RNA of Archocentrus centrarchus (flier cichlid), 1298 nucleotides long. RefSeq names its product thioredoxin domain containing 15 (gene txndc15). The coding region runs from base 107 to 1135 and encodes 342 amino acids. The transcript has 6 exons. Gene Ontology annotation, cellular component: cilium. Lineage: Eukaryota; Metazoa; Chordata; Actinopteri; Cichliformes; Cichlidae. Gene Ontology annotation, biological process: cilium assembly. The record is from RefSeq and is a predicted model, not a curated record.